AAAAAAUUACCUUGUUUAACGAUAAUGCCAAAACGUUCUCUUCAGUGUCCACCUGAAAAGAAGUUGAAACCUAAUCAAAGUACACUUAAUUCAAUAAAAACCGUAACCACUUUGACAGAGCCUAACCUUCAAGUCAAUACAAUGGUGGUUGACCAGCUACUAAGUGAAACUCAAACUGAGGGUGUUGCUGGCACCAUGAUCGACAAACCACAAAUAAAAGUUAAAUAUUUAGACACGCCUGUUAAGUCAGAAAAUGAUAAAAAAGAAUACAGGGUGAUUGAAUUAGAAAAUGGUUUAACUGCCUUGUUAAUAGCAGAUUUACACGUAUCAAGUUCACAAAAUAAUAAUAGCGAAAAAGCUCAUUCAGUAACUAGUGCAAAUGAAUCUGAAAAUGAAGUUGACAGCGAACAAGCUUCAAGUAGCGAAGAUGAAAGUGAAAGUGAUAAUACAGACAAUGAAGAAUGUGAUUGUGAUACAGAGGCUCCAGGAGACUUGUCUACUAGUUCAAAACAGAUGAAGAGAGAUGAAAAAAUGGCUGCAUGUGGAUUAUCUAUUAGUGUUGGUAGUUUCAGCGAUCCACCAGAAAUUCCAGGUCUAGCACACUUUUUAGAACACAUGGUUUUCAUGGGAUCUGAAAAGUAUCCCCAGGAGAACGAUUUUGAUACAUUUAUUAAAAAAAGAGGUGGCUCUGAUAAUGCCUGUACAGACUGUGAAUUAACAACGUAUUAUUUUGAAGUACAAGAAAAACAUUUGUUGGCAGCACUUGAUCGUUUUGCCCAGUUCUUUAUUAGCCCUCUAAUGAAGAAGGAUGCCAUAACUAGGGAACGUGAAGCGGUAGAAAGCGAAUUUCAAAUGGCCUUACCUUCUGAUGAGAACAGAAAGGAGCAAUUAUUUAGUAGUUUUGCAAAGCAGGAUCACCCAGCAAAAAAAUUUGGGUGGGGCAAUUUAGUAACGUUACGCGAUAACGUGUCCGAGGAGAAACUGUACGAUCAGUUACACAAAUUCAGGGAACGUCAUUAUAGCGCUCACAGAAUGAAAGUUGCUAUACAAGCUAAGCUUCCAUUAGAUGUGUUGGAAGAUUACGUGAAACAAUGUUUUGCCAAAGUAACAAAUAAUGGCUUGCCAGUCGAUGAUUUUAGCAUGUUUAAAGGCGUAGAGUCAUUCCAUACACCAAGCUUUCGAAGAAUCUAUAAAAUCAAACCUAUAAAAGAUGUUCGUCAAGUGGAAUUAACGUGGUCAAUGCCACCUGUGCAGCAUUUGUACAAAAGUAAACCGCACGAAUACAUUUCUUGGGUAUUGGGUAACAAAGGGAAAGGUUCAUUAAUAAGUUAUUUGAGGAAGAAAAUGUGGUGCCUUGACAUCGAUAUCGAUAACGCGGAUAGCGGUUUUACGGACAGUUCAAUGUAUGCUUUAUUUACUAUAUCGCUGAUACUAACCGAACAAGGACAGGAACAGUUGCAAGAAGUAUUGAAUGCUAUAUUCUCGUUCAUUAACUUAAUGCAAAAGGAGGGUCCCCAGAAGCAGCUUUUCGAUGAAAUGCAACAAAUAAAAGAAAUGAACUUCAGAUUCAUGGACGAAACACCGCCGGCUGAAUAUGUGGAGGAUCUAUGUCAAGACAUGCACUAUUACCCUCCCUCCGAUUAUUUAACCGGUAGCGAAUUGUACUUUGAAUAUAAUCCAAAAGCUAUACAAGAAUACAUGAAUUGCUUAACACCUGACAACGUGAACAUCAUGAUUCUCGACAAGAAAUUCAAUGACGAAGAAUUUGACAAAGUUGAGCCAUGGUUCAAAACCAAAUACACAGAUACAGAAAUACCUCAAGAAUGGGUCGAUUGUUGGAAAACGAUAAAACCUUUACCCGAAUUUCAUUUACCAUUGCCGAACGUUUUUCUCACAGAUGAUUUUAGUUUGAUUUCGAUACCGUCUGACGUAUCCAAAUAUCCCACAAAAAUACAUUCUGAUGAUAUAUUGGAAGUCUGGUACCGACCUGAUCCUAAAUUUUGUCUGCCCGAAUGUUAUAUGUACUUUAACAUUGUAACACCUUUGGUACUGAGUUCCCCAAAGAGCGCAGCCCUGAUGGAUCUCUUUGUUGCGACAUUAAAACAGUUGUUAGUAGAACAAUUAUAUCCAGCUGAAGUUGCAAAAUUAAAUUAUGACAUUUAUACGAAUGAUAAGGGUAUCUUGCUAGCAAUAAAUGGAUUUAAUCAGAAAUUGCCUCUUUUGUUGAUGAUCAUUGCAAAGUAUAUAGCGAACUCUCCAAACCUUGUAUCAGAAGAGUUGUUCGAAGUAAUAAAAGAGAAAACGACCAGAGAGUAUUAUAAUACAUUUUUGAAGCCUAAAAAGUUAGUUAAAGACGUGAGGUUAUCGAUAUUAAUGCUAGUUCAUUGGCCUGCUCUCGACAAACACAUUGCCAUCAAAAAUAUUCAGUUUCACGAGUUUCAAAACUUUGUUAGAUAUUUCACUGAUCAUCUUUACAUUCAAUCUUUGGUGCAGGGUAAUAUGACCAAAGAGGAUGUUAUAAAAAAUGUUAAAGAAUUUGUAGAAACUUUGAAAUGUGGACCACUAUUGCCUCACACGAUGCCACAGAUUAGAGUUGCACAGAUACCAACAGGCACAUACUGUUGCAAAGUGAAGAACUUCAAUAAAACAGAUGUAAAUUCUGUCGUGAUGAAUUACUAUCAAUCCGGUGUUACAUCCAUCAGAUUAUCCGUCAUCAUCGAAUUAAUAAUCAUGAUUAUGGAGGAACCUCUUUUCAAUCAACUCAGAACGCUGGAACAACUAGGUUAUCACGUGUUCUGUAUACUAAGAGAUACCUUUAACAUUCUUGGAUAUUCUAUCACGGUCCACACCCAAGCAAAUAAGUACACUACAGAACAUGUGGACAAUAGAAUCGAAGCUUUUGUACAGAUGUUCAAAGGUAUUUUGAAAGAAAUGUCAGAGAAGGAACUGGAGAGUAUCAAAGAGGCAUUGAUGAAACUUAAACUGUGCGACGAUGUGCAUUUGAAAGAGGAGGUCGAUAGGAACUGGGUAGAAAUCACCACAGGCAAUUACAUGUUCGACAAAAUUGAAAAGGAGCUGCUUAUGAUAGAACAAAUAACUCUAGAUGAUCUGAGAGAAUGGAUGGACUCUCACACGCUUAAUGGGAAUAAUUUAAGAAAACUAAGUGUUCACGUGGUUGGGACUUCUGAUCCUAAGGAAAGUAAUGAUGAUGACUUGCAUCCUAAUGAACAGAACUCUGACCAACAUCAGGAAAAGGUUGCAACUACGAAGUAUCCACUUGUGUAUCUUCCUAUUACAGACGAGAUCGAAAAUAAGUCUACAUUGCAAUCUGUUACCGACAUCCAAGAAUAUAAAAGCCGGUUAUAUCUUUACCCUACAAAGCACACUGCUUUAUGAUAUUGAGUUUCUUAAAACUGAUAGUUGCAUUUAAACAACUUGUCUACUGAACAACAGAAUAAAAUAAAACUCUAAUGGACGUUA
This is a messenger RNA of Megachile rotundata (alfalfa leafcutting bee), 3480 nucleotides long. Its product is annotated as nardilysin. Lineage: Eukaryota; Metazoa; Arthropoda; Insecta; Hymenoptera; Megachilidae. Gene Ontology annotation, molecular function: metalloendopeptidase activity; metal ion binding. The record is from RefSeq and is a predicted model, not a curated record. Gene Ontology annotation, biological process: proteolysis.